AUGCUCAAAACAAUCCUAAAGCACAAACAACAGAAGCGAAAAUUGAGGAGGAAGAACUUUUUUAAAAUUGCAGCAACGAAAGCAAAUGAGAGUGUUGAAAAAUUGCUUUCAGUUACUGCAGCCCAUCUUUUAAAAAAUCAACAAUGGUAUCAGAGCCCCAUUGAUCUUACUGGAUAUACCCAUCUUUUAAAAAAUCAACAGUGGUAUCAGAGCCCCAUUGAUCUUACUGGAUAUGCCCAUCUUUUAAAAAAUCAACAGUGGUAUCAGAGCCCCAUUGAUCUUACUGGAUAUACCCAUCUUUUAAAAAAUCAACAGUGGUAUCAGAGCCCCAUUGAUCUUACUGGAUAUGCCCAUCUUUUAAAAAAUCAACAGUGGUAUCAGAGCCCCAUUGAUCUUACUGGAUAUACGAGUUCAUGGAAUAUGAGUAGAGAUUGCUGCUUGUGGGAUGGAGUCAUAUGUGAUGGGUCUACUGGCAACGUGAUUGAACGUGACCUCAGUUGCGAUAGUCUUGUAGGGAAGAUCAAUUCCAAUAUCAACCUCUUCCAGUUCUCUCAUCUCGAAAGGCUCAACCUUUCUAGGAAUAUAUUCUCAAAUUCACAUAUUUCACCUAAAUUUGACAGAUUUUCGAGUUUGACACAUCUUGAUCUUUCCUACACAUCUUUCUCGGGUCAAAUUCCUUCUGAAAUCUCUCAUCUUUCCAAGUUACAGCCUCUUCAUUUACUAAACUAUGAUAUGAAACUUGGACCUCACAAUUUUAAAUUGCUCCUUCAGAAUUUGACCCAAUUAAGACAGCUUGAUUUUUCCUCUGUAAACAUCUCUUCCACCAUUCCUCCAAUUGUUUCUUCUCAUUUAACAACUCUAAGGCUGGGAGAUACAAGAUUGUAUAGGAUAAUACCUGAGAGUAUCUUUCACCUGCCCAACUUGAAAGAACUAGACUUAUCCUACAAUGAUCAGCUUAGUGUUUAUUUUUCAACAACUAAAUGGAACAGCAAUGCAUCUCUCAAGGAGUUAUAUCUCUUUCAAGUAAAUUUUUUCAGUGGCAACGUAGAUGUCAAACAACUUUCCGAGCUGGAUCUUUCAUAUAAUAGUAUUUCUAUGACCAAUGAGAAUAAAGUCAAGUCUACCUUGCCUGAAUUCCUCACAGACUUGGGGUUGUCCGCUUGUGAAGUAAACGAAUUGGAUUUUUUGAGAUCAGCAAAGCAACUUAGUCAUCUUGAAGGAUGCAUCCCGAGAGGACCUCAAUUUGAUACAUUUGAGAACAAUUCAGGUGCAGGCAAUAAUGGAUUAUGUGGAUCCCCAGUUUCGAAAGAUUGUGGAAAUUUUAUAUUGGAAAGAGGAAAGAAAGAAAUACUGAACCAUGGAUCACCAAACCUCAUUCUACAUUUUAUUCUGAAGAAGACUAGCUUAUAUCAGAGCAGUGAAGUGCUCUACACUGAGCAUCAGACACUUUGA
This is a messenger RNA of Lycium barbarum (goji berry), 1452 nucleotides long. RefSeq names its product receptor-like protein 9DC1. The transcript is spliced from 10 exons. Bases 1 to 1452 code for a protein of 483 amino acids. Gene Ontology annotation, molecular function: protein binding. Lineage: Eukaryota; Viridiplantae; Streptophyta; Magnoliopsida; Solanales; Solanaceae. The record is from RefSeq and is a predicted model, not a curated record.